AUGUGCCCAAGGUGUGGACAGGAGGAGGAAACAAUUAUGCAUGUGAUCAAAAGAUGUCCACCGGCUUGUGAAGUUUGGAAAAUGGAAUGUUGGGGUGAUAAAUGGAAGAGGGCAGACCUUGAUAGUGAAAAGGGAUGGUUAAGCAGCAUGUGGGAAGCAGAAGAUCGAUCCAAUAUGGAGAUGGGACUGACCGUAUGCUGGGUUCUGUGGAACAACAGGAAUGAGGAGAUUAGAAUCAAUCCUGGUAGAACAACUGAUGAAGUAAUGGCAUAUGCUAGAAGCUAUUUGGAGGAGUAUUUGGCAACCCAAAAACGGUCAGACACACAGACCACACAUGAGAACAUAAAAUGGAGAUCGGCUGAAGCUGGCUAUGCUAAUGCGAAUUUUGAUGGAGAACACAAAAUGGAAGAAAGUGUAGACGGGGCAGGCGCAAUUGAGAGGGAUGCGGCAGGCAAGGUGUUAAGAGCAUGUUCAUGCAGGAUUGCACAGGUCAAUGAUCCAAGUGUUGCAGAAGCCUUAGCCAUGAACAAAGCAAUUAUAUUUUCCAGACAGUUGGGAUUACAAUCGGUAAUUGUGGAAGGUGAUUCGCUGGAGGUAUUGAACUAG
This is a messenger RNA of Durio zibethinus, 606 nucleotides long. RefSeq lists its product as uncharacterized. Gene Ontology annotation, molecular function: nucleic acid binding; RNA-DNA hybrid ribonuclease activity. Lineage: Eukaryota; Viridiplantae; Streptophyta; Magnoliopsida; Malvales; Malvaceae. The record is from RefSeq and is a predicted model, not a curated record.